Molecule: messenger RNA, 1020 nt
Organism: Asparagus officinalis (garden asparagus)
Lineage: Eukaryota; Viridiplantae; Streptophyta; Magnoliopsida; Asparagales; Asparagaceae
Product: probable CCR4-associated factor 1 homolog 11
Exons: 1
Coding region: 1-1020 (339 amino acids)
Cellular component (GO): CCR4-NOT complex; P-body; CCR4-NOT core complex
Molecular function (GO): nucleic acid binding; poly(A)-specific ribonuclease activity
Source: RefSeq, a predicted model, not a curated record
AUGAUAAAAGAACUCAACCUGCAGCAUGUCAGAGAUAAGGAAGCCAUGAUUCUUCAAGAAGUGUGGCGCCACAAUCUGCACGAAGAACUCAACCUCAUAUCAGAGCUCCGCAGGUCGUGCAACUUCGUCUUCGUCGACACGGAGUUCCCGGGCUUCCUUAAGCCGGCUCCUCACCGUGCCCCGAGAGAAGACACAUACAGCGCUCUCAAGUACAACGUCGACAGGAUGAAGUUGGUGCAGGUAGGGAUCACGCUGUCCGACAGCAAGCGCUUUUUCACCUGGCAAUUCAACUUGAAAGAUUUCGAUCCUGAAGUAGACAACUGUUCGAAGGACUCCAUCGAGUUCCUGAAAAGGAACGGCAUUGAUUUCUGUAAGAACGGCAAGGAUGGGGUGAGUGCGGCCGUUCUCUCGAAAGGGCUGACGGAGAAACUAAUAAGAGGAUGCGAAGGGCUGAGGUGGGUCACUUUCCACGGUUUAUACGACCUCGCGUACCUGAUAAAGAUCGUCUACAAGAUGCCUCUGCCGGAGACGCUGAACGGUUUCUUGGGCCUUGUGCGGGAACUAUUUGGGGCGAUGGUUUUUGAUGUGAAAUACAUGGCGAAAGAAUGUGAUGCGCGUUUCGCCGAAGCAGGCUUGUUGAAGCUGUCGAGGAUGCUUGAGAUCAACUGGAAAGGGACCUCUCGUCAGGCCGGCCGUGAUAGUCUGCUGACGGCGAUGGUUUUCUGGGAGAUGAAGAAAAGGUUUGCCGAUUUCAACGAAGAAGCGCAUGCUGGGGCAUUAUAUGAGUUGGAAGAGCAUGCGAGAGACGAGUCCGUGAAUGUUGCGACGACGUCGUAUGAUCGUGUGGCUCCUGUCAGGGUUUCUAGGGGUCCAGGUUCUGUGCCGUUUGGCUAUGCUAUGCUUCCGAGUCCAAGUUCUAUGCCCCCGCAUGGUUAUCCUCCAGUAGCCGUAGGCUAUUGCCCUCCACCUUAUGGUUACUGGCUAGCUCCAGGGCCUUUUUUUUACGCUCCGCCGCAAUGA